This is a messenger RNA of Closterium sp. Naga37s-1, 630 nucleotides long. NCBI's taxonomy places the organism in Eukaryota, Viridiplantae, Streptophyta, Zygnematophyceae, Desmidiales, Closteriaceae. The record is from the annotation of a GenBank genome assembly.
AUGACAGAGUGGAUGGCCGAGCUUCUGCUGCUGGGAAGGCUGAAACACCCCAACUUGGUGAAUCUGAUCGGAUACUGUUCCCAGAAGAACCAGGCGAUGCUGGUGUAUGCUCUGAUGCCGCAUGGGGGGCUGGAUACAUGGUUACUGCAAGACUCGCCCCGCCCUGUGCUGACGUGGCAGCAGAGAAUACGGAUCGCUCUGGGGGCAGCACAGGGCCUUGCGUAUCUGCACGGGUCGAACAUCAUUCACCGGGAUCUCAAGUCGUGCAAUAUCCUGUUAGAUCAGGUAUGCCUAGUCAAUUGGGUGGGUGGAAGUAGCGAGUGUGCUGCUGGGGGCGACUGGGGGCAGCUCAGGGCAGCACAGGGCUUGGCUUACCUGCACGGGUCGAACAUCAUUCACCGGGACCUCAAGUCGUGCAAUAUUCUGUUAGACCAGACUGACAACUUCGGGCUGUCAGCGUGUACUUUCCUUCCCUAUCUCCCAUGCCCCUCUCUCCUCAGCCAUGUCCCCCCACCCCUUCCUCCCCUUCAGCAUAUCCCUGCCAGGCUGACAAGCUUCCCUUACUCCCAUACCUCCCUACUCUACCCUCCACGCCCCCCUACCACCCCCCCUUCAGCACAUGCGCGCUAG